Messenger RNA from Monodelphis domestica (gray short-tailed opossum), 7514 nucleotides. It is a transcript of the gene USP28, whose product is annotated as ubiquitin specific peptidase 28. Gene Ontology annotation, cellular component: cytosol; nucleus. Gene Ontology annotation, molecular function: cysteine-type deubiquitinase activity; protein binding. Gene Ontology annotation, biological process: protein deubiquitination; DNA damage checkpoint signaling. The record is from RefSeq and is a predicted model, not a curated record. Lineage: Eukaryota; Metazoa; Chordata; Mammalia; Didelphimorphia; Didelphidae.
UAGAAUUAAACUUCCACAGAAGUAUAGGGCAGCUAAUGGAGCAGUGGAUAGAAGGCCAGUCCUGGAGUCAGGAAAAUUUAUCUUCCUGAGUUCAAAUCUGGCUUCAGACACUAGCUGCAUGACCCUAGCAAAGUCACUUAACCUUGUUUGCUUCAGUUUCCUCAUUUGUAAAAUAAGUGAGAGAAGGAAAUGGCAAACUACUCUAGUGUCCUUGCCAAGAAACCCCUAGAACUUCCAUAGACCUGGGUUCACUUCCCUGUUGGAAUCUCCUCCAACUUUAUGAAUUGAAAUCUAUUUAAGUCUUUUGUCUGACCCUUGUCUACAGUCUUCUACAAGUUCUCAGUAAGUGGAACACCAAAUGUGUCAAGUGUCUUCCUCUAGAUUUCAUGACAUUUUGUUGUACCAAUGGAAUAGUUUAUACCUCAACCUUUUCUGAUCAUAUUUUUUCUGAUAUGCACAUUCUGAUAUGCACAUCAUUUAUCCACACUUCUUUAAUUUGUAAAAUACUUUAUCCUUUUCAUCUAUCCAUUACCUUUUGGGUGGCUUGCAACUGUAAUUUUUUAAUGACUGUGUGGACAGUUUUUUGGGACUUUGCCUGUUGCUUUUAAAGAUGCUGUAUAUUUCCUUUGUCUUCCAGAACUAUUUAAAACUUUAAAAGUUGGUCACAAGAUCCUUAUAUAAUCAUUCAGUAUUUUGAUAAGAAAAUAAUGUAGUACUCUCAUCCUAUUAUCAAACUUCCCUGUUAAGGUGACUACCUUAUUCAAUAUGCUAUAUAACAGCCUAGUAAUUUCUUUGCUUUUAAAAAAAUUACUAAUUUCUCUAUAAUUUAAAAACUGAAUUUCAGAGCUGUUUGUUUUCUCAUGUUUUAUGGACUUGUUUUUGCCCAGGAUUCAUUGAUCAUUUAUAUUUUUUGGUACAUCAAUGAGCCAAUUCUUGGUUUUCUUCUGCAACUCUAAUGUUUCUUCAUCGGCUGCAAAGGGUGUUAGCCUAAACAAUGAGUAUUUAUAAAACAAACUGACAAAUGGCAUCUUACCAAAAAGAGCUCACCAUGUGUUGUGUUUACUUAUAAGGAUUUUUCAUGAAAGAAAAGCAAGUGUCAGAUUAUAUAGCAAGUGUGUUUUUAUCAGUACAAUCUCAAGUGAUAAAGUGAGAAGUGUAGUAGUGCUUUAAUUUAGUCAUUAAUCUUCUUAACUGACUCCAUAGUGAAUUCCUCACCUGUUUUAAACUUCUACUACAUUCCCAGUUCUUCCCUGUUCACAUCUAAGUAAAUGACCUCUUUUUUUCUUAUUAAUAAUUUGAGGUUAUCCAGCUGGGACUGCCUCUUUCAUGGUUCCACAUCUUUAUUUCUACACUUCCCUAUCUCAUUCAUCUCUUCAGAAUCAGAGAAGAAAAUGCCCUUAAAUUAAAAAAAAAUUUUUGCUGAUGCGUUUUGUUUGGACACAAGGAUGUCUCAUAACACCCCCACAGACACAUACACUCUGCAUACAUUCCCUGAGAAACAUAUACCCACAUUCAGCAUACAUUUCCUGAGAAAAUAUUUUAUUUAUUAAUAGAAAGUAGGGAUAUGCCAUUAACUUGGAUUAUAUGCUUCUAACUUUGAUUGCUGUAGUUGAUGAAAGUUUUGUUUCCUUUUUGUUUUCCUUCUUUCUAAAAGGAACCUCUCAACCUCUGUUAUAUAGUUUCUUUCCCCUUAUUUCCUCCUAAAGGGCCUAUUUUUACAAAUCUAUGCCAACUCCAGAAUUUUCAGUCUACUCAAUUUCCUCUCUUGCCUUCAAAUACACAUGGGGAUCUCCUGCUCAAAAGCUGGAACCUUUCCAUUUUUGCUAUCCUUUUUCAUUCAUGUUACAGCCGAAUUCCUUCACUGCCUGGCUUCUCUGCCCAACAGUUUUUAUAUGUAGCAAGCUCCUUGUGGAUAAAGACUGAAUUUUUAUGUGAUUGUCACAGCUUCUAGCAGUGUUUUGCACAUAAAUUCAUAAUAAAUACAUAUUUGUUAAAUGAAUUGAAUUUUUUUCAAAGCCAUAUUUGCUUCGCUGUACUAUAAGCUCAAUAUGACCUAGCAACUAAAAAAACCAAUUUGAUCUUAUUCUAUAUUAAAAGAGGACUAGUGACCAAGAUUAGGAAUCACUUUUGUAGUGUUGCAUUCAGUUUGCAUCAGUAUCAUGUUUUAGGUGUUGAUGAGGGGCAGCAGAGGACUUUUUAGGAGAAACUGGUGUCAGGACAGAAGAUUUGGCUCUACCUCUUAAUGUCUGUGGCAGGUCAGUUAACCUCUCUUGAUCUCCCUUACAAUGAAGAAUUUGGACUAAUAUGACUUAUAGCUCCAAGCCUGUAUGUACUGAAGCACAGAAGCUCAGCAAAGAGCCAUAAAAUCCUAACUUAGUUGAACCUAGAGAAGAAAAGGCAUAUGAUGUGGAGGGAAGGGAGAACAUAUGAUAGGGUUCCUCAGGCCCUUGAAGAGCUGUCACAUGAAUGAGACAUUAGAUGGGUAAUAAGUGCCAUUUCUGUAACAGUUUAAGAAUGUUUUUAUAUUUUUUUCAUUUGAUUUUGCAACAAUCCUGUCAAGGAUGUAUUGCGUUAAUUUAAAGAGGAAGAACACUGCCAACUAGGGCAUCAGAUCACAACUAUGCUUCUUUCUGGGCACUCCUGACCAAGUCUCUUUACCUCUUACUCUUGAUUCCAAUACCUACCUAUAAAGUGAUGUGUUUUGCUGAAUAAUCUAUGUGGGGCCUUUCCAGCUCUAAAAUUCUUUGAUCCUUUAAUCUUCCACCUCAUUUUCCAAAUAGCAUUUCAUACUGAAUGAAUUCAAAGCAAAACUUCUUGCAUCUUUUGUAUUUGAAAUUCAUUGGAAACAGUUGAUUGAAAACAUCUUGGCAGCAAGUUUCUUUGAUAAAAGUUUCAUAGCCAAGAUAUGUAAAGAAUUGACUAAAACUCAUAAGAAAGAGCUGUUUUCUGAUAAAUUUCUAUUAGUAAGGAGAGAGAAAUAUAUUUAAAACAGCCAAUGUGUGAAUUUAUUUAAUUUGACUAUGCAUAUUUGUUAAAAGGGUUUUUUUAUUUUAAACAGGAAGGGUGAGAGGGAUGAUGAAAAUCGUCAUGGAAGAAUUUAUUUUAAAGCAUAGAAGACAACAGAAGGAAUUAUAGAAAAAGCUGCCAAAUGCUUUUAAAUCAACUGAGAGAAAUCACUGGAAUCCAGGACCCUUCCUUUCUUCAUGAAGCUUUGAAGGCAAGUAAUGGUGAUAUAACCCAAGCAGUAAGCCUUCUUACUGAUGAAAGGGUUAAAGAACCGAGCCAAGACACCAUUGCUGCAGAACCAUCAGAAGGAGAAGGAAGUGCUGCCAACAAAGUAGUACCAACAAAAGUAAUUGAUCCAACACAUGAUAAUAAAGAUGAUCUACAGGCAGCCAUUGCUUUGAGUCUACUAGAGUCACCAAAAAUUCAAACUGAUGGAAGGGAUCAUAACAGGACUCAUGAAGCAACUGCUAUUGAAAAUAAACGCUCAAAGAGGAAACGUUGUGAAGUCUGGGGAGAAAAUCCGAACCCCAAUGAUUGGAGGAGAGUGGAUGGUUGGCCAGUUGGACUUAAAAAUGUUGGCAAUACCUGUUGGUUUAGUGCUGUCAUACAGUCUCUCUUUCAACUAUCUGAAUUUCGAAGACUUGUUCUUGGCUAUAGUCUUCCACAAAAUAUACUUGAAAAUUGCCGAAGCCACACAGAAAAAAGAAAUAUUGUAUUUAUGCAGGAGCUGCAGUAUCUGUUUGCUUUAAUGAUGGGAUCAAAUCGUAAAUUUGUAGACCCUUCAGCUGCCCUGGAUCUCUUAAAGGGAGCAUUCCGAUCAGCAGAUGAACAACAGCAAGAUGUGAGUGAAUUCACCCACAAGCUCCUAGAUUGGCUGGAGGAUGCUUUCCAGCUUGCCGUUAAUGUUAAUAGCAGUCCCAGGAACAAAUCUGAAAACCCAAUGGUGCAGCUUUUCUAUGGCACUUUCCUGACUGAAGGGGUUCAUGAAGGUAAGACCUUUUGCAACAAUGAGACUUUUGGCCAGUACCCCCUUCAGGUAAAUGGUUAUCGGAACUUAGAUGAAUGUUUGGAAGGAGCCAUGGUAGAGGGGGAGAUUGAGAUGCUUCCUCCUGAUCAUUCAGUGAAAUAUGGACAAGAGCGAUGGUUUACAAAGCUACCUCCAGUACUGACCUUUGAACUCUCCAGAUUUGAGUUCAAUCAAUCCUUAGGUCAACCAGAGAAAAUUCACAAUAAGCUGGAAUUUCCUCAGAUUAUUUAUAUGGAUAGGUAUAUGUAUAGCAGCAAAGAGCUUAUUCGAACUAAGAGAGAACACAUUCGGAAGUUGAAAGAGGAAGUUAAAGUUCUUCAGCAAAAGUUGGAAAGGUAUGUGAAGUACGGCUCUGGCCCUGCUCGGUUCCCCCUCCCUGACAUGUUGCAGUAUGUCCUUGAGUUUGCCAGCACCAAGCCUGCCACAGAAGCGCCUCCCUCUGUCCACUGCCCUAUUUCUGACCUGACAACCAAGAAGAGUAUUAGAGCAGAAGAAUAUUCUUGCCAAGUUGAAGUUCCUCUGUCUUCUUUGGAAAAAGAUAAUUUACUACAAACUGAUCUGAUAAAUAAGCCAUUUACAUCUUCCCGACAUUCAGUGAAAAUGCCUGAGCACCCAGCUCCACGAACAAUCACUGAGGAGGAAAUGAACUUUGUUAAGACCUGUCUUCAGAGGUGGAGGAGUGAGAUUGAACAAGAUAUACAAGACCUAAAAAAUUGUAUUGCAAAUACCACACAAACAAUUGAGCAGAUGUACUCUGAUCCCCUUCUUCAUCAGGUGCCUUAUCGCUUGCAUGCAGUUCUGGUUCAUGAAGGGCAAGCAAAUGCUGGACAUUACUGGGCCUAUAUCUAUAAUCGACCCCGAAACAUAUGGCUCAAAUACAAUGACAUCUCUGUAACUGAGUCUUCCUGGGAAGAACUUGAGAGGGACUCCUAUGGAGGUCUGAGAAAUGUUAGUGCUUACUGCCUGAUGUACAUUAAUGACAAGCUACCCCACUUCACUUCAGAAGCGGCAGCAUCUGAGCCAGACCAGAUGCUGAAAGAGGUGGAAGCCUUGUCUGUAGAACUUAAGCAUUAUAUCCAAGAAGAUAACUGGAGAUUUGAGCAGGAAGUAGAGGAAUGGGAGGAGCAACAGUCCUGCAAAAUCCCUCAGAUUGAAUCCUCUACCACCUCGGAAUCACAGGAUUUCUCAGACACUUCGCAAGAGCCAUCCUUGACCCCUUCCCAUGGUGUUCGAUGUUUAUCAUCUGAGCAUGCUGUGAUUGCAAAGGACCAGACAGCCCAGGCUAUUGCCAACACAGCAUAUGCCUAUGAAAAAAGUGGUGUGGAAGCUGCUCUAUCAGAGCUUAAGGAAGCUGAGCCCAAGAAGUCCAACCCCCAGGAAACAAACCCUGCAGAUCAGUCAGAGCAGCUCCAAGAGGUUAAUGGGACUGAGUCUGCUGUCCAGCCUAAUUCUCAGGUCUCUGAAGUCGAGAUUCCCAGUGUGGGAAAGAUUCUGGUUAGAUCUGAUGCAGAUGGAUAUGAUGAGGAGGUGAUGCUGAGCCCCGCCAUGCAGGGGGUCAUCCUGGCCAUAGCUAAAGCCCGUCAGGCCUUUGAUCGAGAUGGGUCUGAAGCAGGGCUUAUUAAGGCAUUCCAUGAAGAGUACUCCAGGCUAUAUCAGCUGGCCAAAGAGACCCCUACACCUCACAAUGACCCUCGGCUCCAACAUGUCCUUGUGUAUUUUUUCCAAAAUGAAGCUCCAAAACGAGUGGUGGAGCGGACUCUCUUGGAACAGUUUGCCGAUAAAAACCUCAGCUAUGAUGAAAGAUCAAUUAGCAUCAUGAAAGUGGCUCAAGCUAAACUAAAGGAGAUUGGCCCAGACGACAUGAAUAUGGAAGAAUACAAGAAAUGGCAUGAAGAUUACAGUUUGUUUCGAAAAGUGUCUGUGUAUCUUCUGACAGGCCUGGAGCUCUAUCAGAAUGGAAAGUGUCAUGAAGCACUUUCCUACCUGGUGUAUGCAUAUCAGAGUAAUGCAGCCCUGCUAAUGAAGGGACCUAGCAGAGGAGUGGAAGAAUCAGUGAUUGCUUUAUAUCGAAGAAAAUGCCUUCUGAAACUGAAUAGUAUGGCAGCUUCUCUGUUUGAAACCAAUGAGGAACUCAAUGUGACUGAGGGCAUCAAUGUCAUGAAUGAGUUGAUCAUUCCCUGCAUUCAUCUCAUCAUAAAUAAUGACAUCUCAAAGGAUGACUUGGCUGCUAUUGAGAUCAUGAGGAACCACUGGUGCUCUUACCUUGGGCAGGAUAUUGCUGAAAACCUCCAGCUGAGACUCGGGGAGUUUCUCCCCAGGCUUUUAGACCCCUCUGCGGAAAUCAUAGUCUUGAAAGAGCCUCCAACUAUCCGCCCCAACUCCCCCUAUGAUCUUUGUAGCAGAUUUGCUGCAGUCAUGGAAUCGAUCCAGGGGGCUUCAGCUGUGACGGUGAAGUAAGCCUCCCACUGCUCAUGGCCCAACAUGGUCUCUGGUCACCCAGCUGCUGCACAGAAUCGUGUUGUCACAGUUUUCACCUCAGGGAGGGAAAUAGUUGGACAAGUGAGAUUUGGAUCCAAACCCAACUGUACUGUGUGUGUAGAGGAUUAAAAGCAAUAUUGCACUUUUUAGGUACAAAGUUAUAAAGAGCUAUUCUACAGCAAGGGGCAAGAACCACUACUGAGGUCACAGCUUCUUACAAGGGACUUUACAUGCCUCUUGUACCUACAAAAAUGCUUGGGCUUGUCUAAGCCACUUGCCACUUUUUUUCUAAUGUCCUCCAGGCAUAAAUAUUUUUGACAGCAGAGUAAAAGAGUGAUUCAGAGCCUAAUCCAGAUGAGCAGCUACCAGUUAUUUUAUCAAAUACGCACAGUAAAUACCUUUAAAAUUCUUAAUUGCAAGAUAUACAAAUAAACACAUGCCAGUGUUCUGACAGGAGAUGUCAGAAUUGGGUUGCUGAAGAGCUGAUGGUCUCUAAAUGUAUGGGAUAGCACAUGGGGCUACUGUGUGUGUCACUGAGAUUACCAGAAAGUCAUAAAGGGAAGAUGCCUCCUCAUUUUUUUCCCUUUUUAAAUAUUUUCUGAAACAAGUCAGAAAAUCUCAUAUUUGGCUCUGAUUGAGUAAAAGAGACAAAAGCAUUGAUGACUGUAUGUGGAACAGCAUUUAAAGCUUGACUACCCACAGUAGUAUUUUGAUGAUAGUUUCCCAUUUAGAGAGACAUUUUCUAGCAUCUGGAAAAAUGUUAUUGACAUCAAUAGUAGGUGUCCAGGGUGGAUGCAAGCACAAAUGAACAUUUUUAUCUUUUUUUUUUUUAAAGGAUGGGGAUUGUGGAAGAAAAAUUCCAAGUUGACCAUUUUUUAAAGUCCCCUGUUUGGGUAUUGUGUUUUAACCAAAUUGUAAGGAUAAAUGGCUAAGAGAUGGGAGGGAAGAACACUUGAUACAACUAUGCAGGUUUUAUAAAUGUGCAAUAAAAGCAUUUGUUUUA